AUGGAGAUUCAUGCAACAGCUGAAAUGUUAAUGUGGACAGCUCUGGCUUCAGCAGAUGCAAUGCUAGUUCUCAUCUUAACACGAAGCCGACGAAAGGCAGCAACCAACAGUCGUAUCCCACCAGGACCCCCUGGAUGGCCAAUAUUGGGUAAUAUCCUUGAUAUUGGCUUCAAGCCACACAAAACCCUAGUAGAUUUCAAAAACAAAUAUGGCCCAUUGGUUUGGCUACGGUUAGGAUCCGUCAAUACUCUUGUUGUAUGCUCGGCGGAAGCUGCCAUGGAAAUGUUUAAAAACCACGAUCAUUCCACAUGCAAUCGCCACUUGAAUGAGACACCGAAGAUCGGUGGGUCUUACACCGGCACCAUCACACUUGGUGAAUAUGGUCCAUAUUGGAGAAUGUUGAGGCGUCUUUGUGCCACUGAACUUUUCUCUCGCAAGCGUAUUAACCAUACCGCCCCUUUACGUAGAAGAUGUGUUGAUAAGUUGAUGAAAUGGAUAUCUGAUGAAGCCAAAGAACAGUCAGAGCACGGGGUUGAGCUUGCACGUUAUGUUUUCGCUACCUCAUUUAAUGUCAUUGGAAAUCUAAUGCUUUCUAGAGACCUUGUUGAUCCUAAAUCUAGCAAAGGAAAUGAAUUCUUCAAUUUGACUUCUGAACUGACGGAGCUUACAGGGAAACCUAAUCUAGCUGAUUUCUUCCCUAUCUUACGUUGGUUCGACCCACAAGGAUUGAAGAAACAGACAGAGCAAAAACAAAUCCAAGUUCUUAACAUUGUUGGUAGCUUCGUCGAAGGACGUCGCCGCCAAGACACUGAAGGGAAACAAUCCCACAACAAGGAGCAAAAAGAUUUCUUGGAUGUGUUGAUGGAAUUUGAAGGCAACGGAAAAGAUGAACCAGCUAAGAUUACUGACAAAAAUCUAAAUACAUUUAUACUGGAAUUAUUUGUCGCUGCAACAGAGACAACAAACAGCACCGUGGAGUGGGCAAUGACAGAACUCCUCCGACAACCAGAGGCAAUGAAGAAGGUAAAAGCUGAAAUUGCCAAAGUUGUGGGUUUUGAGAGAAAGUUAGAAGAGAGCGAUAUUGAAGAUUUACACUAUCUAGACGCGGUGAUUAAGGAGACAUUAAGGUUACAUCCUCCAGCUCCGUUGCUCAUUCCUAGAACUGCUAUGAAAGAUACCGAGUUAAUGGGGUACGUUAUACCGAAGGACACACAAAUUUUCGUCAAUGUUUGGGGACUUGGAAGAGACCCAAGCAGUUGGGAAGAUGCUGAUUCGUUUAAGCCUGAACGGUUUAUAGCUGCUUCAAAUCUUGAUUACCGUGGACAGAACUUCGAGUAUCUACCAUUUGGAGCAGGUCGGCGUAUAUGGCUAGGGCUUCCUCUAGGACACCAAAUGCUUCACCUUGUGUUAGGUUCACUGCUCCAUUCUUUCGACUGGUCUCUUGCAAAUGGUGUCACUCCUGAGACUCUUGACAUGGGAGAGAAAAUGGGAACUUCACUAAGAAAGGACGUUCCCUUAAAAGCAAUACCAAAGCCAGUGUUGUCAGUGUAA
This is a messenger RNA of Papaver somniferum (opium poppy), 1551 nucleotides long. Its product is annotated as cytochrome P450 76A1-like. The record is from RefSeq and is a predicted model, not a curated record. Gene Ontology annotation, molecular function: heme binding; oxidoreductase activity, acting on paired donors, with incorporation or reduction of molecular oxygen; monooxygenase activity. The transcript has 2 exons. The coding region runs from base 1 to 1551 and encodes 516 amino acids. NCBI's taxonomy places the organism in Eukaryota, Viridiplantae, Streptophyta, Magnoliopsida, Ranunculales, Papaveraceae.